This is a messenger RNA of Zea mays, 1353 nucleotides long. RefSeq lists its product as uncharacterized. Gene Ontology annotation, molecular function: DNA binding. The record is from RefSeq and is marked validated. NCBI's taxonomy places the organism in Eukaryota, Viridiplantae, Streptophyta, Magnoliopsida, Poales, Poaceae. Gene Ontology annotation, biological process: regulation of DNA-templated transcription.
AAACAAAAAAAGGGCCUUCACUUGACUCCACAGCCACAGCUAGCUGCUGUGGUGAAGAGUAGCAGGUUCGGCGGCCGGGAGGGGGCAGCCAACACGACGAUGGAGCGGUUCGGCCUGGACGGCGGCGGUGGCGGUGGCGAGCUGCCGCCGGGGUUCCGGUUCCACCCGACGGACGAGGAGCUCAUCACCUACUACCUCCUCCGCAAGGCCGUGGACGGCAGCUUCUGCGGCCGCGCCAUCGCGGAGAUCGACCUGAACAAGUGCGAGCCAUGGGAGCUCCCGGACAAGGCGAAGAUGGGGGAGAAGGAGUGGUACUUCUACAGCCUCCGCGACCGCAAGUACCCGACGGGCCUGCGCACCAACCGCGCCACGGUGGCCGGCUACUGGAAGGCCACCGGCAAGGACCGCGAGAUCCGCAGCGGCCGCACCGGCGCGCUGGUGGGCAUGAAGAAGACGCUCGUCUUCUACCGCGGCCGCGCCCCCAAGGGACAGAAGACGCACUGGGUCAUGCACGAGUACCGCCUCGAGGGCGCCUACGCCUACCAUUUCCUCCCCAGCUCCACAAGGGACGAGUGGGUGAUCGCGAGGGUGUUCCAGAAGCCCGGCGAGGUCCCACCUGCAGCCCGCAAGCACCGCCUCGGCGCCCUUAGCAGCACUACCGGCACCGCCGCGGGCGAUUCCUGCUUCUCGGACUCUACCUCGGCCUCCAUCGGCGGCGCGUCGUCGUCAUCCACGCCUGGCCCGCUGUUCGCGUCGGCGGCCGCCGCCGUGGCCAAUGCCGGCGCCGCCGACGGCGACACCAGCUCCUACUGCGGCGGCGCUGCCAACCAUGGCAACCUGGUCACCGGCCGUGAGCUCGUGCCCUGCUUCUCCACUGCCACCAUUAACGGCCCCCUAGUUGCCGCCGCGCUCGGCAUCGGGCAGCCGUACAACGCAGCCCCGCUGCCGUUCGAGCAGCAGCCGCCGCCUCCGGCCUUCCUGCCGAGCCUGCGUUCCCUUCAGGACAACCUCCAGCUUCCACCGUUCCUCUCAGCAGGCGGUCUGGGCGGCGGCGGGGCUCUCCACUGGCUCCCCGCCGGCGGCAUGGAGGUCAAGGUCGAGGGCCGCUCGGCGCCACCGCAGAUGGCUGUCGGCCCCGGCCAGCUCGAUGGCGCUUUCGGCUGGAGCUUCUAGUUCUUCGCUGCACUACAUGGUUGUGCCCAUCUAUCUAGCUAGUAGUGGUUUCUUCAUGCGUUGUACGUUAAGCUUGGUUAAUCAACUGCUAGUAAGUGACUGGGUCGUCGUUCUAAGUAAUGUAGUAACUGUGUUGUAGUCUCUCAUCUAACUGCAGUAGCAGCUUUAUUUGUUCGUGGA